Molecule: messenger RNA, 498 nt
Organism: Amaranthus tricolor (Joseph's coat)
Lineage: Eukaryota; Viridiplantae; Streptophyta; Magnoliopsida; Caryophyllales; Amaranthaceae
Exons: 2
Coding region: 1-498 (165 amino acids)
Source: RefSeq, a predicted model, not a curated record
AUGACUUGUGUUUCUUCGGUUUCAUAUUAUAUCCUUAUUAAUGGGGCUUCUUCUAAGCCUUUCAAAGAUGAAGGGUCAUAUGACAUCAUGUUUCAUCCUAAAUGUAAGAAAUCUAGAGUCAUGGAGUUAUUGUUUGCUGAUGAUUUGUUGGUGUUCACUAAGCCUGAUGCUAAGUCUUUGAAGGCUCUCAGGCUUGUUCUUGGUGGCUUUGCUGGUGAUUUUGCCCUUCACAUUAAUAAUAGCAAGAGUGCCAUUUAUCUUGCUGGUGUUAAAGGUGGAGGACGAGCUGGGUAUCUUGAAGGCUAUUGGUGUCCUGAUGGUGAGCUACCUUUCAAAUAUCUGGGCUUUCCUCUUGCUUCUAAAAGGCUUGUUCAUGAUUGUAAGCCUAUUAUGGAUAAGAUUACAGAUAGGAAACUUCAUUGCACUAGUAAGAAGUUUUCUAUGGCUGGUAGAUCGCAACUUGUUAAUAGUGUCAUUCAGGGUAUGCAGUCUUACUAG